Molecule: messenger RNA, 387 nt
Organism: Closterium sp. Yama58-4
Lineage: Eukaryota; Viridiplantae; Streptophyta; Zygnematophyceae; Desmidiales; Closteriaceae
Source: the annotation of a GenBank genome assembly
AUGGAGUCUAUGACUCACGGCGGGCCCGUGAAGGGCGGAACAGCAGCGGCGCUGCAGUCAGCGGCGGACAAGAACGUGCAGGCGGAGAAAGCGGGGAUGAGCGCGACGAUCCGCAUGGGGGACGUGCUGCCGGGGCAGCAGCUGAGCGCGGAGGAGAAGAGUCGCCCUGUCACCAAGGCGGACGCUGCUAGAGCUGAACAGAUGGAGUCUAUGACUCACGGAAUUCCCGUGAAGGGCGGCACAGCAGCGGCGCUGCAGUCAGCGGCGGACAAGAACGUGCAGGCGGGGGUGGUGCCGCCUCGGCAGCAAGAGAAGGCUGAUGCUGCUGCUGGGGCAGCAGGAUUAGGGGCAGCAGGAGGGGCAGCAGGGAAAAAAUGGGUGGAUUAG